Molecule: messenger RNA, 1188 nt
Organism: Styela clava
Lineage: Eukaryota; Metazoa; Chordata; Ascidiacea; Stolidobranchia; Styelidae
Source: RefSeq, a predicted model, not a curated record
AUGAAACCCAUUGCAAAGAAUAUUUUGAUCGCUGUUAUCUUCUUAUCAAGUCUGAUGCUGUUAGUUAUCUACCAGGAUAUAUUAAAUCUGCGAUGGAACGAACUAAAUCAGGAGAUUUCCGUCAUUCGUAAUAUUCAAAACUCUACGGUCGUAAAAUCAAGGGCUCUAGUUCCAAAGCAAAAUGUGAUGUUUCUGAAGACGCACAAGACUGGAAGUUCAACACUACAAAAUAUACUCGUGAGAUACGCUGAAAAAAAUAACUGUUUUGUCGGAUUGCCACGAGGAGAUAUUUUAUUUGGUUACAUGACUGGAACUUCGUUUCAAAAAUCCAUGAUGAUGCCGGUGCCUAUUUCAAAAAUUGUGAGCAUGUUGUUGCAUCACAUGGUGUUCAAUUAUACAGAAGUUUCAUCGAUUCUCCCUUUUGAUGCCGUUUAUAUUACAAUCUUGCGUGAUCCCGCAACUCAAUUUGAGUCCGUUUUCAAAUAUUUCAAACAAGACGUUGAACCAUUUAAUCGAGCUGAAGGCAAAGAUGGAUUGAAAGAUUUUGUUUCCGACCCGAAACAAUAUUUCAACGGGAAAGGCGACGGUAGAUUUUGGUGGGUCGCUAAAAAUGGAAUGUUCUUCGAUCUGGGAUUCGAUAAUUUAUCUGAUGACGAAAAAUAUAUCAAAAAAUCAGUCGCAAAAAUUGAAGGAAUAUUCGACCUUGUUUUGAUUUCAGAAUAUUUCGAGAUUUCUCUGCUUUUACUGAAAGACUUGCUCCAUUGGGACAUAAAAAAUAUUGUAUAUUUAUCAAUGAACGCAAGAAAUCAAUCAGACGUGGAACACGUGACUUCUGACGUCAUAGAUCAUAUAAGAAAGUGGAACAAAGCUGACUACACGAUGUAUAGAUAUUUCAAUGAAACAUUCUGGCGUCGGGUAGAAGCUUACGGAAAAGACAGACUUGAACACGACCUGGAAGAAUUUAGAAAAUUACGAAAAGAAAUUGAAGAGCUUUGUGUCGAAGAUAAACUCGUAAAUAGUAAAGAUAUUGCGGACAAGACUUACAAAAUGUUCACGCCCACCGGGGUCAACGUUACCCAAUAUAAAUUGAAAGAACAAGCACAAAACAACGCUCUAUGCAAGGGGUUAAUCUACCCCGAAUACGUUUGGUAUAAAAAGUUAAUAGAACAGCAAUAUCCACCACAAUAG